This is a messenger RNA of Cylindrotheca closterium, 681 nucleotides long. Lineage: Eukaryota; Bacillariophyta; Bacillariophyceae; Bacillariales; Bacillariaceae. The record is from the annotation of a GenBank genome assembly.
AUGCAAUCUGCUUUCGACCGCGCGACUCAAGGUGGUUCAAAAGACGAAGAGAUCAAGCUCCUUUCAUACCACGGUCUCUCAGCAAUCAAUACAACACUUUUCCCCUCGUGGAACUCCUAUUUCGAGGCGCUCUUGGAGGAGCAAGAUGUUACGAUUGUCAAAUUCGAAUAUGAGAUCGACAUCACGCCAUCGUCACUAUGCAGUCGCUUGAUCAGUGCUAAUGGGCAGGGCAACGACCAAUAUCGAACGAAUCUUUUGUUUCUCUAUCAACCAAUGGACGGAGAGCCUUUACCCUCCCCCUUACGGAAAGGAAAUUUUGACCUUCUUAUGCUUUUCACACUACAAGAGAGCAUUCACCGCGUCUUGAACACUGCCGAAGACGAUGCUGAUCUCACGUUGUUGAGGAAUAUUUAUGUUGAGAAAAGAGACUCUUAUUUUGUGGGAUCGGUGGACUAUGGACGAGCUGAAGAUUUUCUAGUGGAGCUACUAGAAUCUUCAUGCUCUGGCCAUCUACAAGAUGAAGAGGUCGCAAGUGUUGAUCCACUGAGAGUCGUAAAGUUAGUUCUACACACACAAGCCACGAUGGCUAUGGAACUAAUUGAAGUCGCUCUUGAAACACCGAACGAGCAUUUGGAGAUCAGAAGACGGCAGUUGCAACGGUUGUUGCAAAUCGAAACUUGA